Coturnix japonica (Japanese quail) is the source of this 1503-nucleotide messenger RNA. RefSeq names its product geranylgeranyl diphosphate synthase 1 (gene GGPS1). Gene Ontology annotation, biological process: isoprenoid biosynthetic process. The record is from RefSeq and is a predicted model, not a curated record. Lineage: Eukaryota; Metazoa; Chordata; Aves; Galliformes; Phasianidae. Gene Ontology annotation, molecular function: prenyltransferase activity.
CUGCGCCGUGCGGCCCCGGUGGCGCAUUUUCCCCCAAGAGAGGAAGGUGGCGCCCGGCACAGCGGAAGGGGGCGGCGCUCGUCCCGCACAGCGGCGCUGCUGGUACGGACGGAGCCGAGCGGGCGGCUCGAGCCAACGUUGGAAAGCGAGGUACAUUCACUUUUGUAUGGGUGCAGCAUUUAGGGAGGUCUAAUCAGAUUAAUCACGCAAGUGAACUGUCUUUUAUGAAAGAGACAUGGAUGGGAUGGAUGAAACAUCUAAAAGAAUUCUAGAGCCAUACCAGUACUUACUUCAACUACCAGGUAAGCAAGUAAGAACCAAGCUGUCCCAAGCUUUCAAUCACUGGCUUAACGUUCCAGAAGAUAAAAUACAGGUUAUCAUUGAAGUGACAGAGAUGUUACACAAUGCGAGCCUGCUUGUGGAUGAUAUUGAAGAUAACUCAAAGCUACGACGGGGCUUUCCAGUGGCACACAGUAUCUAUGGAAUUCCUUCUGUAAUCAACUGUGCUAAUUAUGUGUAUUUCCUUGGCUUAGAGAAGGUUUUAACCCUUGAUCACCCAGAUGCUGUUAAAGUUUUUACUCGUCAGCUACUGGAACUCCAUAAAGGUCAAGGCUUGGACAUUUACUGGAGAGAUACUUACACCUGCCCUACAGAAGCUGAAUACAGAGCUAUGGUACUGCAGAAGACAGGCGGUCUCUUUGGAUUAGCUGUAGGCCUCAUGCAGCUCUUCUCGAAUUAUAAGAAAGACUUAAAACCACUUCUUAACACACUUGGCCUCUUCUUCCAAAUAAGAGAUGACUAUGCCAACUUGCACUCCAAAGAAUAUAGUGAAAACAAGAGUUUUUGUGAAGACUUGACUGAGGGCAAGUUCUCAUUCCCAACCAUUCACGCAAUUUGGUCAAAACCUGAAAGUACGCAGGUACAAAACAUUUUACGUCAAAGGACAGAAAACAUAGAUAUAAAGAAAUACUGUGUUCAUUACCUCGAAAAUGUGGGUUCAUUCGAGUACACUCGGAAUACACUGAAAGAGCUUGAAUCUGAAGCCUAUAAACAAAUCGAAUCACUUGGGGGAAACCCUGAGCUUGUAGCACUAGUGGAACAGCUGAGCAAAAUGUUCAGAGAAAAUGACAAUUAAUUAAUCUCCUGGGGAUGAAUGGAAGCUUUUAUUUUUUAACAAACAGGUAAAUAAACAGGCUAUCUGAAAGUUGUGACAGUCAGUCUCACUUAAAACUACUGUGUUGCCACAUGGCAGAUAUGUAUGUUGAGAAUAAGUUUGAUCACUGAGUAUUGCAGUAUACCUUAUCUAUACAGUCUUAAUUUUAACUGCUUGUAGAUGUCUUCAAAGCAUAUGCUAGAAUUGAAACAAACUAUGAAUCGUGAUUUUUACACGACUGUUGGCUUUACUUCAGCCCUAGAAACCUCACAGGUUACAGUAUAUCUUUAACCAAGCUACUGUAAAUUUCUGGCUGAAAUUCUGUAUUAAACUAAAUCUGUUUGACCUGA